CGUCGUUAUCAAGGUUUUACAUCUUUCAAUGGUUAAUGCAAUCAAAGGAGUGUUCGUCUCUUGCGAUAUACCGAUGACACAGUUCAUAGUGAACAUGAACAAUUCGAUGCCUCCGUCUCAGAAAUUCAUAAUUCAUGUGCUUGAUAGUACUCACUUGUUUGUGCAGCCACAUGUUGAGCAGAUGAUUCGCAGUGCCAUUUCUGAUUUUAGAGAUCAAAACUCUUAUGAGAAGCCCACUUCUUAGAUCACAUCACACACUCACAUGCUUCUUUUUUUCUUCCAUUUCAUUCAAAUGAAUAAAACUUCAUUGAGAGACCGAGAGUUUGAUUAACUCAUGCUUAUAGAGAGUUAUUAUAGUGAACUUUAAUCUCUCUGCUUGUGUUGAUUACUUUGUCACUCUUUUAAUGAGUAAACACGUUUGUUUUGUUAUUGUAAUAAGAUCUGAACUCUCAA
Messenger RNA from Arabidopsis arenosa, 453 nucleotides. Lineage: Eukaryota; Viridiplantae; Streptophyta; Magnoliopsida; Brassicales; Brassicaceae. The record is from the annotation of a GenBank genome assembly.